AAGACCCUGUUUCAAAAUAAAAGAUGAAAGGGGCUGAGGAUGUGGCUCUGUGGCAGAGUGCUCAGGGUUCAAUCUCCGUACUGCAAAAACAAAGAGCUUGACAAAAUAGGAAACUAAUGCCACAGGAUUCCCUUCUCUGAAUGACAUGACCCAGGAGUCAGGCUUCUGACCAGUAGAGGGCAGCAGACAGGUGCUGGUAAACAGGGAGGGCUACUAAAUUAGGCACCUGAGGAAGGUGUUUGGCUUGCUUGUUUGUUUUAUGGUGGUCCUGGGGAUCGAACCCAGGGGUGCUCUACCGCUGAGUUACAUCCCCCUGGCCUUUUAACUUUUUUUGAGGUAAAUUGUUGAGGCUGGCCUCAAACUUUUGUAAUCCGGCCUCAGCCUUCAGAGUAGGGUGGGAUUACAGGCUUUGGCCACCAUGCCCGGCUGAGGGAGGGAGGACUGUUAAGUACAGCCCCAUCUCACCAUAAGUGGCUGCAGAAACCCUGAUGCUUGGGUGGGGCUUAGGCAGGCAAAAAAUGAAGUGGACCCUGUGAAUGGGUUCCGAGGCUAGGGACCCUGGAGCCUGGGGCUACACCUGCAGGACAGGCCACACCCAUUAGCCCAUGAAUAUUGCCUUGCAAGGAGUCUGGAGAGUCCUCCUUCACUCCAAAUCCUGGGUGUUGUGGAGAAAAUCCCUAAACCUCAAUAACUUCUCUCCUCCUAGGCUCCUUUGUCCCCAGUUCUCUGGACAGUUAGAGGCAGGGCCAGGGUUCAAUCAGGGGUUCUGGUUUCCCCACUUACCUUUUCCCCUCCCUAGCCCAUCCCUGGCCUGGCCCCCAGGAGGAAUUUCUUGAGCCAAAGGGUGGCCAGAAGCACAGAUGCCCACCCCAGCGGCAUUCCCGCCACCUGCCCAGGUCAGAGCCCUGGGCCCAACCCCAGAGGGUGCAGGAUGACAGAGUCUGACAAUCAUUAAACCAGCCGGGCCUGAUUUCCCAGCACCGCCUGCUAGGAUCCGGGCCAAGUGGCACAGAAUAUGCAAAUCACCUGGGGCCAGGAGCCCAGUCUGAAGGCCAGGAAAUCCCCUCCAUCCAAUGAGCCACCAGCUCAGGUUACCGCUGGGACAAACUCCGAAGACCUGGUGUGGGGAGGAGCUCCUGCGGCUCUAUAUAGGACGGGUGGGGGAGCAUAGGGGCCAGACUUCUCACUGCUACCUGGCCGAGCUGUUGGCCACCUGGAUUUCUCUUCCACCUGUGACCUCCGAAGCCUGCCUGCCUGCCUGACGCCCGUACCUUGCCACCCGGUAGCCUCAUGGCUGCAACCUGUGAGAUUAGCAACGUUUUCAGCAACUACUUCAGUGCUAUGUACAGCUCCGAGGACCCCAGCUUGGCCUCUGCUCCCCCUGCUGCCACCUUUGGGGCUGAUGACUUGGUGCUAACCCUGAGCAACCCACAGAUGUCGCUGGAGGGGACAGAGAAGGCCAGCUGGUUGGGGGAGCAGCCCCAGUUCUGGUCGAAGGCCCAGGUUCUGGACUGGAUCAGCUACCAAGUGGAGAAGAACAAAUACGAUGCCAGCUCCAUUGACUUCUCUCGGUGUGACAUGGACGGGGCCACCCUCUGCAACUGUGCCCUUGACGAGCUGCGUCUGGUCUUUGGGCCUCUGGGGGACCACCUCCAUGCCCAGCUGCGGGACCUCACUUCCAGUUCUUCUGACGAACUCAGCUGGAUCAUAGAGCUGCUGGAGAAGGACGGCAUGGCUUUCCAGGACACCCUAGGAGACCCCGGCCCCUUUGAUCAAGGAAGCCCCUUCACCCAGGAGCUGCUGGAAGACGGCCACCAGGCCAGCCCCUACUACACAGGCAGCUAUGGCGCAGGAGCCCCCUCCCCUGGCAGCUCUGACGUCUCCACCGCAGGGACCGGUACUUCCCAGAGCCUCCAUUCCUCAGACUCCGGUGGAAGUGAUGUGGACCUGGACCCCACUGACAGCAAGCUCUUCCCCAGAGAUGGAUUUCCUGACUAUAAGAAGGGGGAAAGCAAGCACGGAAAGCGGAAACGGGGCCGCCCACGGAAGCUGAGCAAGGAGUACUGGGAGUGCCUGGAGGGCAAGAAGAGCAAGCACGCCCCCAGAGGCACCCACCUGUGGGAGUUCAUCCGGGACAUCCUCAUCCACCCUGAGCUCAACGAAGGCCUCAUGAAGUGGGAGAACCGGCACGAGGGUGUCUUCAAGUUCCUGCGCUCUGAGGCCGUGGCCCAACUGUGGGGCCAAAAGAAAAAAAACAGCAACAUGACCUAUGAGAAGCUGAGCCGGGCCAUGAGGUACUACUACAAACGGGAGAUCCUGGAACGGGUGGAUGGCCGCCGACUGGUCUACAAGUUUGGCAAAAACUCCAGUGGCUGGAAGGAAGAAGAGGUGGUUCAGAGUCGGAACUGAGGAGCUGAACUAGAUCAGGACCAAACUCAUGGACUUGGACUGAGGCCUGCAGCCCUCCUGGAGGCCAGGCAGGCUUGGAAGCCCCUCCAUUUGGAUGUGCUCCCUGCGGAGCUGUGGAGAAGCCGAAGUCUGGUGUGUGGUCAGGCCUGUCCUGGAGCGGGGCCUGCAGCCUCUCCUCUCUCCUCCUUCUGGAAUUAUAAGCCCUGGGGUUUGAAGCGACUUGCUCGCUGACUCUACAGCUGCUGGUUGGCUGCUUCCAAUCCCAACGCUGCUGCCGAUGACACCUUCCCUGGCAGAUGCUUGGACUCAGCCAUGGAGACUGUUGGGGAGCCCUGGGACAGAGGGGACAGGCAGUGUCCUCCAGCCCCUCCUUUCUGGACUGGCUUCCACCUCUCUGCUCAGUGCUUGGGCUCCACGGCGGGGGGUCAGAGUAUCCCUAAUUUAUGUGUUAUAAAUACGUCAGAUGUACAUAGAGAUCUAUUUUUUCUAAGGCAUUCCCCUCCCCCCUCCUCUCUCACUGAGCACUUGUGGCCAGACUUGUCACCCUGCCUGGCCAGUGAGAGGAGGGCUACAGCCAGACCCCUCAAGAUGGGGGUCCUGGCUCCUAUCUCCUGUGAAUGGAGGCCGAGACCUCCAAUAAAGCGCCUUCUAGGUUUUUCUAA
Messenger RNA from Ictidomys tridecemlineatus (thirteen-lined ground squirrel), 3071 nucleotides. It is a transcript of the gene Elf3, whose product is annotated as E74 like ETS transcription factor 3. Gene Ontology annotation, biological process: cell differentiation; regulation of transcription by RNA polymerase II. Gene Ontology annotation, cellular component: nucleus. Gene Ontology annotation, molecular function: DNA-binding transcription factor activity, RNA polymerase II-specific; sequence-specific DNA binding. The record is from RefSeq and is a predicted model, not a curated record. Lineage: Eukaryota; Metazoa; Chordata; Mammalia; Rodentia; Sciuridae.